Linum trigynum is the source of this 2789-nucleotide messenger RNA. The record is from the annotation of a GenBank genome assembly. NCBI's taxonomy places the organism in Eukaryota, Viridiplantae, Streptophyta, Magnoliopsida, Malpighiales, Linaceae.
ACAUCACCAAUUUUUACAUCCUCAAGAAGUUUCAAACUUCACAACUCAAAAAAUAUGAUCACGGGGUAUGCUAGAUUAAAAAUAAUGUCAAACACGUGGUUGAUUUCCAACCAAAUACAAGAUUGAGAAAAUGCCAUAUGAAAUUGAGUAUUUAUCUAAUUUUGUAUCGAGACAAACAUUUUAGGUUAGUAAAACAAAUAAGACAAUGCAUAUAUCAAGUAAAUACAUUGAACAAAUAAUAUUGUAAAUGACUCAUAAAGGCCGGGUCAAUUUAUAAGUCAAAUUAUAUCGUGAUUUUGCAUAAAACGAGAAAUAAAUGGGAAUAAGAAAAUAGGGAAAGACCAAGAAAAUGUUUCUUCUUGCUAUAUGUAUAUAUAUUUUUUGUGGAAAAUAUGAGGUUAAUCUUGACUUGUCAAGCUAGGUUUUAUAGUGGAUGGCAAACGGUAUCCAAUCCAACCCACUGUUUCCCGAUCCUUUGCCUUGUUUCCUAAGCAUUCACUACUUUUCCAAGUCAUCGUCAAUAUUACUUUAUACUAGUCACACACAAUAUGAAUACAUCAAUAUAUAAUCUAUGUCGUGAAAUUUCAACGAAAUAUCUCUUAUUUAUAAUGUAGUGAUAUAAGAUUGAUCGACAAUUAUGAUAAUCACACGUAACUUCAUUGAAAAUUGUUGUAAUUAGAUUCAAAAUAUACUUAAAUAAUGAGAAUAAUGUGCUAACUUUCAACCAGCAAUCAUUUGGAUGAAGAAACUAACUUUUCACUCCAAUGCUUGUAAUCGUCAAAAAUUAGAAGGGAAGGCCGCCGGGAUCGACAUAUUGCAAUAAUGAUCCAUUUGAAAACAAUACGUCGUCCAAGCCCAAGCCCAAGCCCAGGCCCCGAAACGGGAUUCCAUUAGGCCCAAAUAAUACGUCCAUUCGCUAUUUAGUUAAAAUAUUUAGUUCACUGACCAUUUUGUAAGGGCAUCAGAAUUUAAUGACCAUCUAACCAAAUAUAGAGGGCGGAAAGAACGCGCUGUCUCACAGAAGAGGCAGAAGGAUGAAAAAUUAGGGAUUCUUUUUUUCUCAUACAGAAGAAGAGAGGGGAGAUCGGAGACAACCGGCGAAAUAGCCGUAGCACCAAUUCUCCAUCUUCCGGCGACGAGCUCCGUCUUUAUCCCAAUGGACGACGAAUCCGCGCAGAAGUCCAACGGUAGUCAUCACGGCUCUUCCAAUGGCGCCGUCAGCAAUUCCGAUCAAUCGGCCCCUUCGGACAGGCUCCUCCGCGUCUACGCCGAUGGGAUCUACGAUCUCUUCCACUUCGGCCACGCCCGCUCCCUCGAACAGGCCAAGAAAUCGUUUCCGAACGCGUACCUGCUCGUCGGGUGCUGCAACGACGAGAUCACGCACAAGUUCAAGGGGAAAACGGUGAUGACGGCAGCUGAGCGCUACGAAUCCCUUCGCCAUUGCAAGUGGGUGGAUGAAGUCAUUACUGAUGCGCCAUGGGUGAUCAACCAGGAGUUUCUUGACAAGCACAACAUUGAUUAUGUGGCUCACGAUGCCCUGCCAUAUGCAGAUGCAAGUGGAGCCGGGAAUGAUGUUUAUGAAUUUGUGAAAAAAGUUGGGAGGUUUAAAGAAACGCAAAGAACUGAUGGGAUUUCUACAUCGGAUAUUAUAAUGAGGAUCCUGAAAGACUACAAUCAGUAUGUCAUGCGCAAUUUGGACAGAGGAUAUACGAGAAAGGAACUCGGUGUUAGCUAUGUAAAGGAAAAGCGACUGAGGGUCAAUAUGAGAUUGAAGAAACUACAGGAGAAAGUGAAAGAACAACAAGAGAGAGUUGGUGAAAAGAUUCAAACAGUGGCAAUGCAUCGGAACGAAUGGGUGGACAAUGCUAAUCGCUGGGUUGUUGGUUUCCUUGAGAUGUUUGAGGAAGGUUGCCAUAAAAUGGGCACUGCCAUCAGAGAUCGACUUCAAGAACGGUUAAUGGGCCAGGAAUCUAGGGAGAUGCUCCUAAAUGGCAACGACGAAGACGAUGAUGAGGAAUAUUAUUACGAUGAUGAUGACGACGAAGACGAGUAUGAGUAUGUAGAUGGCGAAGAAGAAUAUUACGACGACGAAUUACAGUGCAAUACAAACGAAAAAGACGAGAAGAAAACAACUCUCGAGGGAAAUCGAUGAUGAUCUCUCCCUCCUUUAAUCUAUUGACACUUUUUCCCCCUUAUUGGUUUAUUUUAUUGGGUAUGUAAUAGGGGUUUAUUUCAGGAUUAUUGUAAAGUAGAUAGUUUCUAACAAUUGUGGGCUAUGAGUUUUGAGAGAGUGUAGCUUUGCUCUUCAUUUUUGAGAGAUGGACACCAAAAGUAAAAGACUUUACUGGUUUUGUACCAACCAUUUUGUGUCUUUUGGGAAACUUUGAUUCGUAUAUCGAACUAAUUCAGCCGUAUUGAGUUUUUGUCAGAGAGAUUCGUUAUCACCAAUUGUAAGCAAAAACUAGACAUUAUCAAUUACGAGUCGAAACAGCAGCAAGCAACAAACCAGACGAUAACCGGUUUAACAAGCAAACUACAAGUCUCUUAAUCGGGUAACGAACAAGAACCGGCAUGUGGGGCAGGGCUAGGAUGACUGUGGCCAUGGUGCCAAUACCGGUCCAGUCUGUGGCUAUGGUCAAGGCCUUGGCAACCAACCAUACAACUGUUGCUUGAUGCUGCUGCUGAUACAAAAACAAACUGAUAGUGAUAGAAACCAUAUAUUAUAAAAAUUGGCAUGAACUCGAAGAAAUGACAACCGGAAAAGCCAUUAAUAAUACGAAUUCUGGUGC